Molecule: messenger RNA, 1971 nt
Organism: Psammomys obesus (fat sand rat)
Lineage: Eukaryota; Metazoa; Chordata; Mammalia; Rodentia; Muridae
Gene: Hoxa5
Product: homeobox A5
Exons: 2
Coding region: 1-1149 (382 amino acids)
Biological process (GO): anterior/posterior pattern specification; regulation of transcription by RNA polymerase II
Cellular component (GO): nucleus
Molecular function (GO): RNA polymerase II cis-regulatory region sequence-specific DNA binding; DNA-binding transcription factor activity, RNA polymerase II-specific
Source: RefSeq, a predicted model, not a curated record
AUGCGCCUUGCCUCCAGCGGGUGGCGCUCGAGUCCGGCUGAACGGCGGCGGCGAGGGGCGGGCACGCGCCCGGGGCGCGCGCGCCACCCCUCUCGCCUCCACCCAACUCCCCCAUUAGUGCGCGAGUUUACCUCUAGAGGUCAUCAGGCAGGAUUUACGACUGGACAACAAAAGCACGUGAUUCGAAGUCGUACCCCAUAUUUGGGUGCCUACGUAGGAGGGAACCGAGUACAUGUCCCAGUCAUUUCCAUAAUUCAUCAUAAAUUGUGCAAGGGUGCUAUAGACGCACAAACGACCGCGAGCCACAAAUCAAGCACACAUAUCAAAAAACAAAUGAGCUCUUAUUUUGUAAACUCAUUUUGCGGUCGCUAUCCAAAUGGCCCGGACUACCAGUUGCAUAAUUAUGGAGAUCAUAGUUCCGUGAGCGAACAAUUCAGGGAGUCGGCGAGCAUGCACUCCGGCAGGUACGGCUACGGCUACAAUGGCAUGGAUCUCAGCGUCGGCCGCUCGGCUUCCGGCCACUUUGGCUCCGGCGAGCGCGCCCGCGGCUACGCGGCCGGGGCCGGGGCGGCGCCCGCCGAGCCCAGGUACAGCCAGCCGGCCACGUCCACGCACUCGCCACCGCCCGACCCUCUGCCCUGCUCGGCGGUGGCCCCCUCGCCCGGCAGCGACAGCCACCACAGCGGCAAAAACUCCCUGGGCAACUCCAGCGGCGGCGCCUCGGCCAGCGUCGGCGGCGGCGGCGGCGGCGGCAGAGAAGGGGUUGGCACGGCGUCCGCGGCCGAGGAGGACGCCGCUGCCAGCAGCGAGCAGGCGGGCGCCCAGAGCGAGCCGAGCCCGGCGCCGCCGGCCCAGCCCCAGAUCUACCCCUGGAUGCGCAAACUGCACAUUAGUCACGACAACAUAGGUGGCCCAGAAGGCAAAAGGGCCCGGACGGCCUACACGCGCUACCAGACCCUGGAGCUGGAGAAGGAAUUCCACUUCAACCGCUACCUGACCCGCCGGAGAAGGAUUGAAAUAGCACAUGCCCUUUGCCUCUCCGAGAGACAGAUAAAAAUCUGGUUCCAGAACCGGAGAAUGAAGUGGAAAAAAGACAACAAGCUGAAGAGCAUGAGUAUGGCUACGGCAGGGGGGGCCUUCCGCCCCUGAGUCCGCGGGUUCCAGUACUGAGCAGGGUUAGCGGAGCUAGCUCUCCGUAGUAUCAGUGCUAAGGUGACGUUCCGAGACUCCCCCACCCCCGUGUUCCUUCUGUGAAGAAGCCCUGUUCUCGUUGCCCCCGAUUCAUCUUUUAAUCAUGAGCCUGUUUAUUGCCAUUAGAGCGCCUGUAUAAGUAGGGAUCUGCUUCUGUUCAUCUCUUUGUCCUGAAUGGCUUUGUCUUGAGAGAAAAAAAAAAAUAGAUGUUUUAACUUAUUUAUAUGAAACAAGCUGUGUUACUUGAAGUAACUAAAACAAAAAAAAGAAAAGAAAAGAGAAAAAAAAAAAAACAAACACACACACAAAAGCCCCCCCCAACCUCUUUUAGUGCCAGUGUUGUGUGUUGCACUUGAGUUGUUUUACCGUGCAUGUGCGUGGACGUGCUCCUGUCUCAAUAGCUCCAAGCUGUUAAAGAUAUUUUUAUUCAGACUACCUAUAUCCCUUGUGUAACUAAUGCUGUUGUAGAGGUGACUUGAUGAGACACAACUUAACUUGUUCAGCGUGUAGUGGCUAGUGACUGUGGCGAAAACUGUGACUCCAAGAUGUGUGUCCCUGCGUGCCUUCGUAGGACCCUUUGCACGGACUCUGGAAGCGGCUCUUAGAAGCGCAGCUUCCCUGAUGUAUGUUUUUUGUGAACAAAGUUACAAAUAUUGUCCAAGUCUGGCUGUUUAAGCAAACUGUGAUCAGCUUUUUUUUUUUUUAAAUUUGUUUUUAAGGAAAAAAAAUACUGACUGGAAACAAACAAACAAAAAAAAAUAAACUUUCUAUUGUAAGUUC